Molecule: messenger RNA, 306 nt
Organism: Knipowitschia caucasica
Lineage: Eukaryota; Metazoa; Chordata; Actinopteri; Gobiiformes; Gobiidae
Source: the annotation of a GenBank genome assembly
AUGAAAGCAGAACUUGUAGAAUUCUACAACCAUGCCGGGGUCAUAUUCCACCUCUUUAUCUUCUCCCGUGCCCUGAUUCCCCCACGGGCGUGGCUCUUGCCCUAUGUGCCCCUGAGCAGGAAAGGGUCAGCAUGUGAGAGCGCUGCCACCGAAGCUUGGGACCGCUGCUGCCUUGCUGUCCAGCGCCGCUACGAGCACCACGCCUCAACGCCAUCCCCCGCGAGGACCAUCAACCCCUGGAGAGGAGGGCACCGCUGGCCACGAGACACGUCCGCAGCUCACCAACGCCGGAGUCAAAGUCCCUAG